CUCCACCAUAGGCCCAUGUAAUAUCACGGCUGCUCAUCUUUCAUCCCACGCCAGCGAGCUUCGACGAAUGGAAGAUAGCCACCUGCCAACGGUGGCGACGACCAGAAGUUGUUCUUCCUGAAACAGCCUAGCGAACCGAAGGUGACAGAGACCGGUGAGCGGAGGCGACGGACCACCACCACCACCACCGACCGAAGCCAUGGAAACUGAUAGCGUAGCCUCAGGCGAACGAUUCUCUCCUGAGGUUCUGGGUUUUAUGCGGCUUGCUAUAGAUCAGGCAAAGCUUGCGUUGGACAGUCUUGAAGUUCCAGUUGGCUGUGUGAUUGUUGAGGAUGAGAACGUUAUUGCGGCAGGAAGAAACCGGACUAACGAGACACGGAAUGCAACGAGACAUGCAGAGAUGGAAGCGAUUGAUGUUCUUCUUAUACAGUGGCAGAGGACUGGAUUUACGGCUGCAGAAGUUGCGGAGAAGUUUUCAGCAUGCUCCCUUUAUGUGACAUGUGAACCCUGCAUAAUGUGUGCAGCGGCAUUGUCAAUCAUUGGUAUAAAGGAAGUAUACUAUGGCUGUGCAAAUGAUAAAUUUGGAGGCUGUGGCUCAAUACUGUCGUUACAUUCAAGUAGCUCUGAGGCAUGCAUUAGUAUUGGGAAUUCUGGAUCAAAGGGAUUCAAAUGUUGUGGAGGUAUAAUGGCAUCAGAAGCCAUUUCUCUUCUGCGAGAUUUUUAUGAACGAGGAAACCCUAAUGCUCCAAAGCCUCACAGGUCACAGGUUACUCAGGCUUAAACUUAGAUCUUCCUGCAUUGAUUCUUCCUGUUGAAUCUUCCCAUGCCUUUGCACAACUAGGUAAGACCUUUGAACUUAUGAUUCCUUGCUUUUCUGAACAUCAUGUACAUCAUGUAGAGAUGGAAUGACUAUAGGUUACUUGUGCAUAUAACAAGUCGGCUGCAUGGUGUGACCUUCCUGUAUUAUAGCCUGUUAGCAACGGAAUGGCAUGGAUUAGGGCGCUGUGGCAGUAUGAUGCUCAUGUGACUUUUGUGUGUACCUACCGCUAUAAAUUCCCUUGUCUGGUGGUAGUCAAUUACAACGAGGCACUUUUAAGGUCUUCAAGAUGGAGUUAGACAACAUCCUUGCUCUCAUUUCUUAUUCUCGGUUUAUCAUGGUUGUUUUGUUCAUUGUUCUUAUUCC
Molecule: messenger RNA, 1183 nt
Organism: Rhodamnia argentea
Lineage: Eukaryota; Viridiplantae; Streptophyta; Magnoliopsida; Myrtales; Myrtaceae
Product: tRNA-specific adenosine deaminase TAD2-like
Exons: 7
Coding region: 200-781 (193 amino acids)
Biological process (GO): tRNA wobble adenosine to inosine editing
Molecular function (GO): zinc ion binding; tRNA-specific adenosine-34 deaminase activity
Source: RefSeq, a predicted model, not a curated record